This is a messenger RNA of Dufourea novaeangliae, 1118 nucleotides long. Its product is annotated as protein TIPIN homolog. Gene Ontology annotation, cellular component: nucleus; replication fork protection complex. The coding region runs from base 208 to 1101 and encodes 297 amino acids. Gene Ontology annotation, molecular function: DNA binding. Gene Ontology annotation, biological process: replication fork arrest; DNA replication checkpoint signaling; replication fork processing. The record is from RefSeq and is a predicted model, not a curated record. The transcript has a single exon. Lineage: Eukaryota; Metazoa; Arthropoda; Insecta; Hymenoptera; Halictidae.
ACAUAACCUGCGUACCGUUGAGCGGCAAGAUUACCGUUACGCUCGUGCGUAAUUAUUACGGCAACACCGUCGAUCGAGGGAAAAACGUGGUUUAAGAUUUUCUCUUGCAUGAACUUGUAUUUAAGGGUUUCCUAAGAACUUUUUAUUGUUGAGAAAAGAAUUGUGUUCCGUAAACGAUAAAGAAAGUGAGAAAACAACUUGUUGAAUAUGCCGACCUUGUCUGAUUACGAAAGUGAAGAUGAUAUAAUAGCUGAAUAUGAGAAACUUGAUUCGAAUAUAGAACAGAAUGAGGGUUCAGGGAAUGAGGAAAAUCAGGAAGAAAACACUCCAAGAAGAGUUGAUCCUACAACUUCCUCGAAAUAUACAGUAAGAAACCCUUUGCCCAAAUUGAAUACAGAACGUUUAAAAGGUCCUAAAGGAAUACAAACUAUAGAAAAGUAUUUUGAAGGGUUUAAGUUUCAUGGGAAAGGACAUGAGAAGUUAGAUUUGGAUAGGAUCAUGAAAAGAAUGGAACAUUGGGCACACAGACUUUUUCCAAAAAUGGAAUUUGAUGGUUUUCUAGACAGACUAGAGAAGCUAGGUACCAAAAAAGAUCUUCAGGUAUUUAUAAAGAAAUAUAGGCAAGACAUGAUUAACCCAGAUGAUGAUGUGAUAAAUCAGGAUAUAAUAGAUGAGGAGAAUGAGAAAGAACAAGAUGAACCUACAGAUGAAUUUGAUAUAUUAAUUGCUGAACAAAUAGAGAAACAGAAACAAGUUGUUAAUAAUCAGUCAACGUCUGAUACAUUAACGGCUGAUGCUCUGUUUGAUAAAUUAAUGUCGGAAACCAAAAGUAAAGCCUCUCAGUCUAUUAAGGAAAAUAUUGGCCCUUCACAGUUAAGUGAUGAAGUAAAAGAACGUAUAGAAAGGAACAGGCAACAAGCUAUUCAAAGAAGAACGGCAAGAUUACAUGCCAUACAAGAAGAAGCUAAGAAAAAAAAGUUGGGUGAGAAUAUAGACACACAACCUGAAAAUAAUUUUAACAGUAUGCAAGUAUCUAAUGAAACUCCAAGUUUAGAAAAUAAAGAUUUGCAAGAAGCACACAAGAAUGAGAAAGGAGAUUAGAAACCUUAAAAUAUAUG